Molecule: messenger RNA, 6393 nt
Organism: Eremomyces bilateralis CBS 781.70
Lineage: Eukaryota; Fungi; Ascomycota; Dothideomycetes; Eremomycetales; Eremomycetaceae
Product: HEAT repeat protein-like protein
Exons: 3
Coding region: 134-6235 (2033 amino acids)
Biological process (GO): retrograde transport, endosome to Golgi; endocytosis; intracellular protein localization
Cellular component (GO): endocytic vesicle; Golgi apparatus; membrane
Source: RefSeq, a predicted model, not a curated record
GCUUCGAGUUGGACAGCGCUCUACCAUGCCAAUAUCGCCAAUAUCCUUCUGUAUAUUUCACUCUGGCCCUAACAUAAUGAUUUGAAAUGUGGGAUAUGACUUGAAGGGAACUCCACAACAGUCACGAGCUCCAAUGGCGUCGGAAGCGCCGACGCCCUCUGCCACCACGAACGGAGCGCAACCCGAGUAUACUCUCGAUGUCGAGAAGCUUCAUUCACUUCCUUCGGAGCAACAAGAGCUAUAUUUGCUGACAUUUGCAUCCGACCUUGCGAACUACACGACCAAUCUAAACGCCGAUCAGGCAACCGCCUACCAAGCGUCCAUCAAAAAGGAGGUCUUCCAGAUCAUCACCCUCUCCUCGCCGACCCCGACUCGAGUCAUUCGAGACAGCUUGGGAAGAACACUCUCGGCGGUAUUUACAAAGGGCGACCGAAAACCACUGUUCGAAAGCAUCAACGACUUAAUAGCGACGCUGGGAACCACUGGUAAAAGCGAGAAGGAACUGGCAUCCAGACAUGCGGCUGUUCAUUGCCUGGGAGCCAUAUUCGAAGCUGCUGGAGAUAGCGCGAUUGGAACUUCUUCCUUGGCGUGUACUAUUACACUGCGCCAAUUGAAAGCUGCUCAGCAUCAUGUUGGAUUCAAAGCAUCCACCUUCAAAGCACUCGGGAAGAUCGCUAAAGGGGUCGGCUACUCUUUGGAUGAGCAUGUGGCAAGAGACAUUUGGAAACAAGCACGAUCAUCCGCUGCGGGGGACAAGUCAUUCCAGGUCCAAAUUGCUGCGUGCUGGUGUUUGGAGCACCUGAUUCAACAUACCCCGUACUUCGACAACUCCAACGACUACGAGAAACUGCAAGCGGCAUUGUUCAAGGCUCUCGAUAGCCAGUCUCCUACCCUGCGGACGACAGCUGCGUCAUGUCUCUCCGCAUGCCUAGUGAAGAGCUACUCCGAGAACCCGCAUCCCGACAUCGUCCCUCGACCGAAGAAGCAAAAAAAGCCGACAAAGCGACAGCCAGGCGACUUGGAAGAUGAGGAAGAUACGAUCGACAGGCCUGGGUCGCCUGCACCGGGCAAACCGGCUAUGCAGCUGUCAUAUGGCUUUGCAGAGCUGUUGAGGCAGCUCUCGGCUCCAUACUGUCGCCCUGCCACGAGCAAUAGGACUAGAGCUGGUCUCGCGCUCUGCUACGUCUCUAUUUGCCGAAGAUUGCCUAUCGACACCAUACAGAAGCAUUACCCCAUCCUAGCGCGGAACUUGUUUGAGGACAUUUUGUCGAACCCUGCCAUCUACAAUAACCGCUACCGUCUAUUAAUAUCGCGGAAAUUCGUCCGGAUCAUCCUUGAGAAGGUGGUUGGACGGGAGCUUCUUGGAGAAUCCGCGCAAUUGGAUGCUGCCAAGUUUCUGCUGAACGGCAUCAUCAAAGACUAUCCACAGAGCCUAAAAGAGCGUCCGGAGCCAAGCAAACAAGUUCUGACCGGAGCACUAAGCGCUUUGGCAGCUUUAUUGGGGUGCGUUCGGUCGGCAUCCAAUGCAGUCGCGGAAUCGUGCCGGGAAGGGCUUUUCCAAGUAUUACAGCAUCCGAGUUAUACCGUUCAAGUCCAUGCCUCCGCUUGUUUUCGGUCAUUUGUCUCUGCAUGCCCACAGCAGCUCCUGUCCGUAGUCACGAUGUGCUCCAACAGUCUCAAUCGGGAGCUUGGCCUAUUAGGGGGCCAUCGACAGUCAUCUCGGCGCUGCGUGGGUCUUGCCAACGGGCUUGCUGCGCUUUUGAGCACGUCGACGGAAAAUCCGCUGUACGGCUCGCUAGAUGUUUAUGCACGGGUUCUUUCUCAAGCCACCACCCUUCUCAAAUCAAGCAGCAGCUCGAAUUUGAGAAUCUCAAGCACGCAAAUCCAGGUUGCCUGGAUCCUCCUCGGCGGUUUGAUGUCUCUCGGACCGAACUUUGUGAAGAUCCACAUUACCCAACUGCUUCUGCUCUGGAAGAACGCUCUCCCGAAGCCCUUGAAUAGAGAGACGAUGCAUGGUAGAGAUAUGCUGGAGCUGAGCUUCUUGACUCAUGUUAGAGAGUGCGCUUUGGGUUCGAUUCUAACCUUCCUAGAGUACAACAAGCGACUACUUACCGCGGACGUUACGAAGAGGUUGGCGACCAUGCUUCAGAACACAUCUGUGUUCGUAACCAGCCUGCCGCGAAAGAAAGUGACAGAUGAUGCCGAGAGGAGGCUUUCCCCUUCCUUGGAUCUCCAUGAUUUCGACCUGAUGGUCCGACGGCGUGUAUUUCAAUGCUACACGAAACUUGUCAUAGACAGCGCUCCCGCUGCCCGCGAAACUCUUCUGCAAUCCAACCUUCUCCCAUUGGCCGUCUCAGCUUUCGCUGAUCCAGAGAAUUACGCACCAAACUCAUUGAGCGCUUCGAUAGCGAGUUCGAUCGGGAACUUUGAGUCCAUUUGGGAAGUUGGCGACAACAGUGGAUUUGGAAUCACAGGUCUGCUGAAGGGGUACGAUGUUAGGCCCCUUCCGGGUGAAACGCUUCAUAAUGGCAAACACCAUUGGCUCACGCAGACGGAGCCGGAUGGUCUCAUCAACCAAACCGUACAGACACCCGUAUGUGGAGCGCUGGAACAUGAUUCCGUUUUACUAUACCUGAGAAGCGACUCCUCCGAGGAAUCAAGCAACCCCGAACCCUCGUCGACACAAGUCGUGGAUCAUGCGAUCAACUUAUUUGCCAUCUCUUUGGCAUUGCAAGGACCUCGAGUUCAAGAAAGUAUUCUCGAACAGAUCACCGCCUUCCUCACUGCCAGUUUGCUACAGAGAGACCCAGCAAGACACGCAGCUAUGACCGUAAAUGUUGUGGUUGCUCUCCUAAAUGCGUUAAAAGUUGCUGCAAAGGAGACAGUUCUCCCUCCAGGAAACAUACGCAGGGAUCCGGUUGAAAAGGCGCUUCAGGAGCUUUUACAAUUGUUGAUCGUCUACCACGAUCCCUACGUUCGCAACGCCGCCGCACAAGCGUUUGGGCGGAUGUGCAGCGCGGCAGGGACACAAUUUACCCAAAGUCAAGUCACUUGGUUAAUUGAUAAGAUUGUGGCCAACCGGGAACCCAGUGCUCGAGCCGGGUGUGCCCUCGCUUUGGGUUGCAUUCAUUCCCAGCUUGGAGGCAUGGCAGCAGGAUUCCAUUUGAAGAAUAUCGUAGGCAUCCUGAUGUCGCUGAGCAAUGACCCUCAUCCCACAGUUCAUUUCUGGGCAUUGGAAAGCUUGUCAAAGGUUGCGGAUUCGGCUGGUUUAUCGUACUCUAGCUAUGUGUCUGGUACGCUUGGAAUAUUGGCGCAACUGUAUGCGUCAGAUUCGCAUAAUGCCGAAACCAAUUCCUUGGGCGGGUCAAACCUCGAAGUCGACCUUCCGACCCCUGCCGUUCUUGCUCGAUGUACAGACAGCAUCAUCAAUGUGCUCGGCCCCGAUCUUCAGGACAUGACAAAGGCGCGAGAAUUGAUUCUGACGCUGGUACGAGCAUUUGGCGUCGAGCAGCUGAAUAUAAUCCGAAUCGAAAGCGUUCGGUGCCUUGAACAUCUAUCCCUUUAUGCUCCUGGACACCUUGACUUUGCUCUCUACGUUACGAUGCUUCAAAAAGAGCUGAAGUCCGAAUCAGCACGGCUUCGCUCGUUGGCGAUUGAUGGGCUGCAUAAUUUGAUGAGGCGAGAUGCUGAUGAUGUUAUUAAUGCCGCAGAUCCAGGCUUGGGGGAUCAAUUAUGGCACGCGCUAGACAACGAUCCGAUGAACAAUGUCCUCCGAAGCAUCAUGCAGAACUGGCUACAUCAAUCCGCAUUGACCGACCCGGCGAGAUGGAUCGAACGAUGCAACACUGCGCUCCUCAAAGCUGUCAAGGUUGAGAAGUCGUCGCCGAAACCCGCACAGAAGAAAUCCGUGGCUAUCGAUCUGAAAGAUGAUGAGGUCGCGGGAUUCGCAGCGGCGGCCGGGGCUGGAGAUGAGGCAGCUGCAGUUGCACCUAGACAGGAGUUUCUGCGAUGGCAGGUUCGGGCCUUUGCAAUGGAUUGCCUCAUCGAACUUCUCUCUAUUGUUGCAAGAGAUGUAGCGGCCAAGGAAGUGUCCCCCGCCGAGACAGCGCUUGUACAGGAGAUUGGAGAUAUCAUUAAGAUUGCUUUUGCUGCCUCUACAGGAAGUGUCAUCGAGCUUAGACUUCGCGGACUCCAAACGAUCGACAUGGUGUUGAAGAUGUUCGGCAAGACACCCGAUCCCGAUUUUGCUGAAGCGUCUUUGUUAGAGCAGUACCAAGCUCAAAUUGGAUCUGCCGUAACGCCCUCCUUUGCUGCCGACUCGUCACCCGAGCUGGCUGCACAGGCGAUCAGUGUCUGCGCUUCGUUCAUCGCGACUGGCAUCGUAACAGAUGUCGAUAAGAUGGGAAGGAUAUUGAAAUUGCUCGUUUCCGCUCUCGAGAACCUAUCCAAGGAAGAUGAAUUUGUCACGGUUGGCGAUCUGAAGGGUCUGAGUUCGAAUGCGUUGGUCAUGGUCAAAAUGGCCGUCUUCUCCGCCUGGGCCGAGCUUCAGAUUGCAAGCGCCGAGCAGAAAUACCUCGUCGAUGUGCUUAAACCUCAUCUCGCCAAGCUGGCACCCUUGUGGCUUGCUAGUCUUCGAGAAUAUGCGCAGUUGAGGUUUGAGCCGGACGUGUCUGGUGCAUCUGGACCUGCAAGCAUGUCAGGCAGUCUAGACACAGUCUACGCCGCCUUGAAUAGGGACACCUUGCUCCACUUCUACCAAUCUGCGUGGCUCAACCUCGUCGAUGCCAUCGCUAGUUUGAUCGACCAGGACAGUGAGUUUGUAUUCGACGCACUUGACGAGAAACCGGAAGGAGAAAACUCGAGCGCAGUCAAUGGCCGACCUAGUAACAUCAAUUAUCGCGAUGAACCUGUUGCAUUCUUCUUCGUUCUCUAUGGACUCGCUUUCGAAGCGUUGAUCGGACAGACAGGGGAAGACGUUGCCGCCAAAGAGCGAACAAUCAGCAUUCUGCAAGCCGUUCGAAAGAUCCUGCGUCCAUCAGUAUCUGGACAAGCGAUCUAUAGAGACGAUGUGUUUUCGGAAACCAUGGACAUGCUUGGCCGGUUGGUCUUGACCGAGCCUCUCAAUGUGCAGCAUGUCGUCGUUCAAAUCGCGCGAAACUUGUGCCUGUCGCACCCCUCCGCACGGAAACCGACCGAUAGAGCUGAGGAUGACCGACUUUCGGAAGACAUUGAUCAACUCUUUGAGUUGACGAGGCUGAUUGUGCUCACACUCGCUGGACUUAUCCCGAAUGUCUCCGAAAAUAAGCACCGUGCUCUUCAUGCACUCAACGAAGAAGCCGUCGAUGUCGUUACAUUGGCUCUCUCCUCUCUUGUGGAUGCGGCAGCUGUAUUCCCGAUCAUCAUCCGGACCGACUUGCAUGCCUGUAUUCUCCACCUGUUCGUCACUAUCCUCGGAACCGGUGCUUGUCAAGCCACCAUCGUUCCCCAAGUCCUUCCAAUAUUCAAGCGUUUCAUAACCAGUCUCGCGCUGGAUCCAUUAUCAGAUACGGCGACCCAACUGCGUGGAAUGCUCGUUCGGUUCUUUCAAAUCCUCAAAUCCGCCCAAUUGAGAGAAUCCGAGGCUGCGUUACCGUGCGAAAGGAACACAUUACUGGCUUUCACCAUUUUCCUUAGCUCCGCAAGUAACUUACUCAAUCCGGACGAUCCGCUACUAGCCCGUUUUGUAUCAGAGCUGUCGGAUGGCCUCGAAAACGGACUCACAUGCAAGGUUGCGGCGAACUGUGCACGAUCCAUCCUGUCAUUAUCACGAAAAAAUCCUGCUGAGGCCUCACUCGUUGUCCAACUUCUCCCCCGCGUACUCGGAUUUAUAACGAUGCCUCCUGAUCUGGAAGGGCUGGAAGAAGGGAUCGCUAUCCUCAUCCAAGGCGUCAUUGGGUUUGUCCAAUCCCUAGCGCCUGACCAGGCGUUGUCUGCAAUGUCUCUUGUUAUCUCUGCACUGUUGGCUCGCGCGAACCAAGGCGGGCAAGAGUCUGAAAAGGAGGUUGGUACAAGGCUGCUUGAAUUGGCUGCAACGAACCAAAGGUCGUUCAGAUCCAUCCUUGGUGCCAUGGAUCAGGAUCAACGAGCUUUCCUUGAGCAGGUUAUUAGGGCUUCUGGAAUAAGCAUGGGAAAGAAAGAAGAACGGAAAGUUGAUACAGAGCCCACUAUUGCACUGAAAAUGGAUUUCGGUGCUUGAGUAGGAAUUGAAGCGUUUAGUACUAGGGAUAGAAAGCUGCCAGGAUGUACAUUUUUGGCUUGUUUGCGGACCAGGCAGGGCCACCCUAUAGCAUUGUUAUCAGCCGCCGUCCAAUAUUUUGAAUAAAUGCACUAGCCGUGACAGUGGCACAGCAGGCC